AUGGCACAAACUGAGGGAGUUUGUUCCUUUCUUGAUCGUCCGUGGACUUUGGAUGAUGUGAUAUCGAUCCCGUCCGAUUCCGAGUCUGACACAGAUAGUGAUGCCGAAGUGUUGGGACAAGAUGUCCCGCGCGUGAACUUGGUACACAAUCAACAUCCUGACGACUCGCUUCCUUCUAUCUCUGAGAUUGUGGCGUCUUUGAUUAGCGUCAGACAUGAUCCAACAGAAGCAACCGGUAAGUAA
Molecule: messenger RNA, 243 nt
Organism: Metarhizium album ARSEF 1941
Lineage: Eukaryota; Fungi; Ascomycota; Sordariomycetes; Hypocreales; Clavicipitaceae
Exons: 1
Coding region: 1-243 (80 amino acids)
Source: RefSeq, a predicted model, not a curated record